AUUCGGAGUGCCUACGUACUCACCAAUAAUAAUAGGCUGCAAAAAGAAAAUAUGCGCAGCGUACCGAGAUCAUCGAUAGCAUUUCUCACGGCGGAAGCGAUGAUACAAGAUGUAUCAAGGAGUCGCUGCGAAACAUUGCUCAGGGAAUACAGCAACGAGCAACAAUUUGCUGUUUGUUUGGGAACGUCAAGAUUCGCUGGAUUUAUAAUACGUCCAAGUGAACGUGUUAGGACUGCAUUGGCAAGUCAGCAUGUAUUCUCGGUAUUGCGUGGUACCUCAACCUUAAAACCGCGUGCAACCUGGAUCAACAUCUUGUGCCGUUUGUAUCGUCACACCAAGAUGACUGUUGUCAACGGUGCAUUUGAAUCUACUACACCUUCUUUGAAAUCCUGUGAUAGUUAUCCGACUUUGGACGCUGGUAAGAGUGACCAUGUCCCAUGGACCCAUCCGUUGCUGCGCACGACAAUACUCGUUUUAUGGACUUGCAAGGAGCCGAGUAUGGUCUCUGUAAGUGAUCUUCCUCGCCACAUCAUUCUCAGUGCCGACUGAGGGAUGACUUACCAUGUCGUUGUCACGGGCACGCUCAUUGUUUACCAGACAAAGCCUCA
Molecule: messenger RNA, 608 nt
Organism: Zychaea mexicana
Lineage: Eukaryota; Fungi; Mucoromycota; Mucoromycetes; Mucorales; Lichtheimiaceae
Exons: 5
Coding region: 52-549 (165 amino acids)
Source: RefSeq, a predicted model, not a curated record